Molecule: messenger RNA, 757 nt
Organism: Aphidius gifuensis
Lineage: Eukaryota; Metazoa; Arthropoda; Insecta; Hymenoptera; Braconidae
Gene: Trs31
Product: trafficking protein particle complex subunit 5
Exons: 3
Coding region: 127-708 (193 amino acids)
Biological process (GO): endoplasmic reticulum to Golgi vesicle-mediated transport
Cellular component (GO): TRAPPI protein complex; TRAPPIII protein complex; TRAPPII protein complex
Source: RefSeq, a predicted model, not a curated record
AUAAUACUAAUAAUAAUAAUAAUCAUUUAUUUAUUAUUAUUUACAACCUGACAACGACUAAAUUUUAUUUUAUUUAAAAAAAGUGCAAAUAAAUUUCGAUUAAAUGAUAAUAAGCAUUGUUUCAAAAUGGAUAUGUCAAACAUGAUAAUAUCAGCAGUAAGACCAAGAACAAGUAUUCUUGAUAAAUCAUUAAGCAAAGGAAAAAGUGAAGUUAGUUUAAGCUGUUAUGCACUAUUAUUUUCUGAGCUAGUUCAAUAUUGUCAAAAUCGAGUUUAUACUGUUCCUGAAUUUCAAAACAAAUUAGCUGAAUUGGGUGCUGAAGUUGGACAUAAAAUAACAGAUCUAUUGGUAAUACGUGAAAAAGGUGGUAAACGUGAAAUAAAAUUAUUAAAUGCUUUACUAUUUAUUAAAAGUACAGUAUGGAAAUCAUUAUUUGGACGUGAAGCUGAUAAAUUAGAACAUGCUAAUGAUGAUGAACGUACAUAUUAUAUUAUUGAAAAAGAAUCACUUGUCAAUAAAUUUAUAUCAGUACCAAAAGACAAAGGAAGUUUAAAUUGUGCAUCAUUUGUUGCUGGAAUUGUUGAAGCUAUUCUCAAUGAUGCUGGAUUUCCUGCUAAAGUAACAGCUCACUGGCACAAAGGAACAACUUAUAUGGUCAAAUUUGAUGAUUCAGUAAUAACCAGAGAUAAACAACUUGAUGAUCGAUAACAAUAUUAUAAAUUAAUAAAUUAAUAUGAUUAAUAAUAAAUAAUAAUAU